UGUCCCAUUCCUGAACCCGGAAAAUCAUCAGAAAAUCCUAAGUCCAAUAAAAUGGGGUGGGGUAUGGUCGGAAACAGAAUGCCCUGGAUCAAUAUUAUAAUUGUUCUGUCGACUUCCUUGUCACACCCCAGAGCCUGGCAAAGAAUUACACUAGGCCUAAUCGGGUGAGGUUACGGAUGACCUCAGUGACAUAACAAUUACGUAUUCUCCAAAACAGUAUAAGAGAAGUUGGACAGUUCUUGUGUACUCAUUGAUGUUUUUGUCAGAGGUUCGAUUUGUUAAUCGACGAGAUGCGUUUGUUUUGGAUUUUUUGCUUUGCCAUUGGAUUUUGGGUCGUGAAUUCGAUGGAUAACGGUGACGACGGUGAUGGUGGCGGUAAUGGUGGGCAUGGUGAUGGUGGUGACGACGGAGGUAAUAAUGGUGCGGCUAACGAAGGCCAAGAAAGGAGACAUCUUCAUGGCUACAGCUUGAAUCAGCGUUUGGACUACGUGGAUACUUUUAGGCUGCACCAUGCGAUGGGCAUUGCGCAUGCCCGGUCUUGUCGUUCUUUUGCCGUACAUCACCGCAUCCAUCCAAGGACAUUCUCAAGAUGGCUAGACCAGUAUGAAGAGAUGUCGGAACGCCGCGACAGGUGCACCCAAAUUGAGAGGAGACGGCGGAGGAUUCGGCAGCAUGGCAAUGAUGAACAAGCGUUUUGGGCAGACAUGGAAAAUCAGCUCAACGACUGGUUUAUUCAACGCCGCCAGCAUGGAAUUCCAGUAUCCGGGAUCGAUCUCCAGUCACAAGCAGCCAGAGAAUACAGACAAUGGUGGACUAAUCUGACGGAGGAACAAAGGCAGCAGACGAGAGCGCAAAGGCCUCGCAAUCAGGAUUUCCGAGCGUCAGAUCACUGGCUGACCCGAUUCAAAGAAAGAAAAAGAAUAAGCCAUCGAAGAAAGAAUAAGGACACGCGAACCCUCCCCGACAACGCUAUGGAAAUAGCGGCCGUCUAUCGUAGGGAAACGUCUCAAAUCAUCCAAAAUGGAAAUUUCCAUGUGAUCAUCAACAUGGAUGAAACAUUUGUCAACUUUGACAUGGUGCCGAAAACCACAAUGGCUACAACAGGAUCACAUUCGAUCGACAUCAGAUCCUCAAGAGGGAACGGGAAGAUUGGAUGCACGGUAACCUUGGCCGUCUCCAGCGAUGGACGAAAACUACCAGCUGAGGUCAACUUUAGGGGCUUGGAUGCUGAAGGCGAAGUUAUUGCAGAACUGCGAGCCCAUGCUCCCCAGAACGUGCGAGUAAGUAAACCUUUUCAUUAACUAAUCCUGGUUUAUUAGCUGUUAGAUGACCAUAUCAUCUUCAACUGCCAAUGGA
This is a messenger RNA of Lineus longissimus, 1356 nucleotides long. RefSeq lists its product as uncharacterized. Gene Ontology annotation, cellular component: nucleus. Gene Ontology annotation, molecular function: DNA binding. The transcript has 3 exons. NCBI's taxonomy places the organism in Eukaryota, Metazoa, Nemertea, Pilidiophora, Heteronemertea, Lineidae. Bases 291 to 1301 code for a protein of 336 amino acids. The record is from RefSeq and is a predicted model, not a curated record.